This is a messenger RNA of Camellia sinensis, 1157 nucleotides long. The record is from RefSeq and is a predicted model, not a curated record. NCBI's taxonomy places the organism in Eukaryota, Viridiplantae, Streptophyta, Magnoliopsida, Ericales, Theaceae.
UUGGAGGUCCGCCAUAUGCUGCAGUGGAGGAGCAGGGAGUAGUGAUCAUGCCCAGUGGAGUGGGAAAUACGGAGGCAACACCGGCAAGGGCCGCCCAGGACGGAGGCAAGAAGAAAAGACCGGCGGAAUAGGCGAAGAAGUGAGGUCGGUUGGUGGCCGGCUGCAGAAAAGAAAACAAAUUGUUUUUUGUUUUUUUUUUUUUUUUUUUUUUUUUUUGGUUGAUGUAAAAUGGUGAUCGGGGUGAGCCCCUGAUAUGAAUAAAAUAUGAGUGUUGGGCAAAUGAGGAAAUUGUUUGUUUGAUUGUAUGUUUGAUUGGACGUGUGCCCCUCUUUACAAAACAAAAACAAUAAAAUAAAAGAAAAUAAUAAAAAAAAGAGAUAUAUAUAUAUAUAUAUAGAUGGGGUAGGGGAAAAGAUGGGUUUUAAAAAAUAGUGGGUAUGGGAAAGAUGUGGUGGAAGUGAUGAUUAUGUUUGUUUGUUUUUUGUUUUUUUUUUGUUUUUUUUUAAAAUUUGGUUCUGUCAGUGAGCACAUGGAGUUAGAAGAAUGGGUGGAUAAUAAAAAAGAAAAAGAAAGGGAGCAUGGUGGGUAUGUGAAGGAGAUAAAAAAAUAAAAGUGGGAAAUCACGUGGGUAGGAGAGAGGUGUGUGUUAGCUGGAAUUGUAAGACCACUUUGAUUAAAAAAACAAAAACAAAUAAUAACUUGUAAGUAGAGUUUAUCAAUGCUGAGGGAUUGAUUAAAAAAAAAAAAGCAAAGUGGUCUAACAACUUGAAAGAGAGAGAGAGAGGAGAGUGUAUGUGACAUUCCACCUAGGGGUCUUUCAUGGCAUCUACCUUUAUCGGGAAUUCAACCUCCAUUCAGGAAAUGUUCAGGAGAGUGAGUGAGCAGUUCACUGCUAUGUUCAGGAGGAAGGCUUUCUUGCAUUGGUAUACAGGGAAAGGAAUGGAUGAAAUGGAGUUCACGGAGGCUGAGAGCAACAUGAAUGAUCUUGUGUCUGAGUACCAGCAGUACCAGGAUGCUACUGUUGAUGAGGAGGGUGAAUAUGAGGAUGAGGAGGAAAGAGGAAGACACUGUUGCAGUGCUUUAUACCCCUGUUCCUGGGGCAACUCCAGUUCCAUUCUUUUUCUCAGAUAGAGAAACAGAUAAAUUGAAGAGGUAUG